AUGGUGCUGAAGGCAAAGAAGAAAGCCCUUCUUCCUCUAAGACAGAAGCCAGGUCCAAGGAUUGAAGGCCAAGAAGGUGUUGCUGAACGAUGUCCAUUGCCACAAAAAGAAGAUCUGAACAUUCCCCCACCUUCUGUGCCCCUUGGAGAAACAAGCUUGAUCACUAAUGCGAUCAUUAAGUUCCCCUUGACCACCGAAUCUGCUAUGAUGAGGAUUGAAGACAACAACACCCUCAUCUUCCUUAUGGACAUCAAGGCCAACAAGCAUCCAAUCAAGGAGGUGGUAAAGAAGCUGUAUGACAUCAACAUGGUCAUGGUCAACAUGCUGAUCCAACCUGAUGGAGAGAAGAGGGCCUAUAUCCAACUUCCUCCAGACUAUGAUGCUUUAGAUGUUGCCAACAAAACUGGAAUUAUCUAA
This is a messenger RNA of Trichosurus vulpecula (common brushtail), 417 nucleotides long. Its product is annotated as 60S ribosomal protein L23a-like. Gene Ontology annotation, cellular component: cytosolic large ribosomal subunit; ribosome. The transcript is spliced from 2 exons. The record is from RefSeq and is a predicted model, not a curated record. Lineage: Eukaryota; Metazoa; Chordata; Mammalia; Diprotodontia; Phalangeridae. Gene Ontology annotation, biological process: translation; ribosomal large subunit assembly. The coding region runs from base 1 to 417 and encodes 138 amino acids. Gene Ontology annotation, molecular function: structural constituent of ribosome.